This is a messenger RNA of Anoplopoma fimbria (sablefish), 1570 nucleotides long. RefSeq names its product transformer-2 protein homolog alpha-like. The transcript is spliced from 9 exons. Gene Ontology annotation, cellular component: spliceosomal complex. Gene Ontology annotation, molecular function: RNA binding. The coding region runs from base 15 to 983 and encodes 322 amino acids. NCBI's taxonomy places the organism in Eukaryota, Metazoa, Chordata, Actinopteri, Perciformes, Anoplopomatidae. The record is from RefSeq and is a predicted model, not a curated record. Gene Ontology annotation, biological process: positive regulation of mRNA splicing, via spliceosome.
ACCCCGUUAGUAAGAUGGGCGACAGAGAGGACGGCUGCAGGGAGCAGGUUGAGGUUGGAAGAAAGAAAAGAAAGGCGGAAGACUUAUUGUUGUUGAUGCAUGCUAAUGUGUUGGAGGCUGAAAAGAAGAAAUCUGUCCCCACUACUAGUGUUGUAAUGGAUGCGCUGCCUGGCUCUAGGAGCUCGUCCCCUCGGGGCUCAGCAAAAUCCACCAGCUGCUCACCAGCACGCUCAAAAGAUGGCUCCCGCUAUUCCAGGUCGAGAUCCAGAUCCAAGUCCAGAUCCAAAUCAAGGUCCCGCUCCCAUCGAAGCUCACGCAGGCAUAACUCCCGCUCUCGCUCCCGCUCCCACCGACGCCGUUCCAGGAGCCGAUCUCGUAGCUGGGAGGACCGCCGGCAUAGGAGCCAUAGCCGCUCCCCCAUGUCAAAUCGUCGCAGACACACUGGCAACAGGGCCAACCCCGACCCCAACAACUGUCUGGGUGUGUUUGGACUGAGUCUGUACACCACGGAGAGGGAUCUGAGGGAGGUUUUCUCUAAAUACGGCCCUUUGAGUGGCGUCAACAUUGUGUGUGACCAGCAGUCACGUCGCUCCAGAGGCUUUGCCUUUGUCUACUUUGAAAACUCUGAGGACUCCAAGGAGGCUAAGGAGCAUGCUAAUGGGAUGGAGCUUGAUGGGCGCAGGAUCCGGGUGGAUUUCUCCAUCACAAAACGGGCUCAUACACCCACUCCUGGAAUCUACAUGGGACGUCCCACAUAUAGUGGUGGCGGCAGUAGCACCAGUGGCGGAAGCAAUAGCGGUGGGUCAUCCCGGCGUACCUCGAGGGACUGUGACAGGGGCUACGACAGAAGUUAUGAUCGUGACUAUGAUCGCUAUGACGACAGAGAGUACAGAUCAUACAGACGCAGAUCUCCAUCUCCCUACUACAGCAGAGGGUACCGCUCACGGUCCCAGUCACGGUCCUACUCUCCACGUCACUACUGAGCAGUUAGAGAAUAAGGCAACAGUUUCAGUUUUAUUGUUCAGAUGCUUUCUAUUUCUUGACUUUUUAUGUUGUUCUUUUUGCUUUGUUUUAAGAUUAUGUAUGUGAUUUGAAUUCUGUAUUUGUUUAUGUAUUGAAGGUCUAAAAAACGGUCCACAGCUAAACAGGAAAGGAAAACAACUUGUUUUGCGGUGGUAAUUAAAUGAAGGUUGUUUAUGCUCGGCUCAACAGACUUGUUUUUGUAAAAGCAGGAUUUUCUUAUAUUAGUUAUAUUAUCAAUUUUCAUUUUGCUGUUUGUAUGUAGUUGUUUUCUUGAACUGUCAAGAUCCCAGGCUGCAUGUAUUUAAUGUUUUAAAUACCAUCUUUCUAUAUAUUUUUGUGUUUUUCUGGUGGAAAGUACUUUUUUGGGGUGUUUUUGGGAGAUACUUUGGUCAACUGUUCUAUUGUUUAGUGACAGUUCGUUGUAUACUGUAAUGGCCACAUUGGUUUCAUAGGCAGGAAUGCUCCAGGUAUUGUACCAUGAAGUCCCAUCAAACACUUUGAAUUAUUUUGUGUGUGGUUUUUUUUUUUUGUCAAGAAAUAAAAAUAU